Esox lucius (northern pike) is the source of this 2685-nucleotide messenger RNA. It is a transcript of the gene hoxc10a, whose product is annotated as homeobox C10a. The record is from RefSeq and is a predicted model, not a curated record. The transcript has 3 exons. Gene Ontology annotation, biological process: regulation of transcription by RNA polymerase II. Lineage: Eukaryota; Metazoa; Chordata; Actinopteri; Esociformes; Esocidae. Gene Ontology annotation, cellular component: nucleus. Gene Ontology annotation, molecular function: RNA polymerase II cis-regulatory region sequence-specific DNA binding; DNA-binding transcription factor activity, RNA polymerase II-specific. The coding region runs from base 1631 to 2662 and encodes 343 amino acids.
UCUCUCUCUCUCUCGCUGUAUGUGUGUGUCAAAAUAUUCAAAGUAACAAAACAAACCUUUUCAAAGGUACGAAUAGCUUUGGACCAUAUUAAGUUUAUUUCACAUAUAUUAUAGGUCAAUGCAGUUUUGUCUUUGCCUGUACAGUAAUUGUCUAUUAAUGUCCUAUGUGUGUGGGGUUUAAAUGUUUGUGUGGACCCCAGAAAGUGAAGCUGCUGCUUGGAUCCUAAUAAAAUACUGAGAUCACCCUCUUUGAAACAAAUGGCUCCCCCUUUAAACAAAGGAGGCAAAUAGACACAUACAGUCAUAAGGUCACGUGUUCCCUAAAAUGUUUUCAUGAUGACAAAAACGUGUUAUUAUUUGGCGUAUAUCCUUUUGAAUCAGGGAGAACAAAAAGUCGUUGUUUAUUGACCGAUUACUCUUUUGUGAGAAACGUUAUGAUAAGUACACAAUACCACUAUAUGGAAUGACCCAGGGUCCAGAUGAGUGAAGUUAUGAUUAAAUUCAAACCACCUAUCUCCCUACUGCAUCAUCAGUACAAACCAAUUUCAAUUUACAUACAGCCACAAGUAAGGGACCAAACGAACACACACAUACACAGACAGACUCUAAACACACAAGCGUCCUGCAUUGUUACUCAAGGUUACAUUACAUGCAGAUUUCAGAAUGCUGGUUAAAUUUGCUUCGUAAGAUGACAUUUAAACAUACAACCAUCACAAAACAAUGAAAUCCCAUUUGAAUACUUCAUCUAAUUCCUACUCUGAAAGAAAAUUAACCGUUGUUAGAACGGUAACUGUAAGAUAGCCAAAUAAACAUUAUUUUUGUUUUUAAAAAUCUGUUUAUUGUGAAGUAGAGACAAUUUAUAUACAUGUUAUUGUGCAAAGGGUAUGUUAUGUACAAGCCUAAUUGCGCACUACAAUUUGACACUAAAAUUAAACGUUGUUCUAGUAAGUUGUGGGUGGUGAUCACGCAAACUGCGUAUAUCCUACAAAGUCCUUAAACAUUCAUAUUUUGAUUGUAAAUAUAAUAUUUCGUAUUGUUGACAUUCUUAUUAUUAACAUGACAUAUCGUAUGGUUAAAUUAUUAGUUUUAGAAUGUAAGGCUGAAUUUCAUUUCUAAAGAGAUUAUGGAAUUAUGGAGAGGCGGGGAAAUCAAUCAAAUCAGUGAGGACACAUUUUACCCCUAGCCUGUAGUGGUUGCUAAAGGAAUCACUCCUUUCUCCAUAUUAUAUUAAGCCGCGUUCAGAAGCUAAUGGUGUUUUUGGAAGCUCGUAGUUCCUGAUGAGAUAUUUUACUUGAGUCACCCGCCGAGUCAUACUUACACGUGGGGGAAAUAAUCUUGACUGGAUUUAUCCCAAAUCUCUCCGCUUGAUGGCGCCCUUGCACCUCGCAAAUGCCCAUUUGCCUACCAACUUGACCGCGCCUACGUCACCUUGGACUGUAGCAUCAAGGCCACUUCCACGCCGCUAUUGGUCUGAAAAUCACAUGACAUGGAGCUUCAAGAAUCCAUAAUUGUGUUACUGAUUUUUGGCCCCCAAAAGAUGUCAGUGUCCUACUGUCCUUAUUCUUCUCGAGAAACCCGUUACCACAGGAACACAAAGGAACAACACCAACAAUAAUAAUAAAAAAAAAAAAUGUCAUGCCAGGAUGACUUGUCUGCGGGUCAUUUCCUUAUGGAUUCUUUGAUGGGAGGAUCAUCAUCUUCCUAUAGAGGCGAAGGCUACUGCAGCAGCAACCCUGGAAUGUACAUCCACUCCGCUGCUUCUGAGUAUGGAUGCUCAGUGAUGAGACAUUUUGGAGUAGUUGGAUCGUCCCUCUCCAAAAAAGACGAGGUUCCUCCCAAUAGUCACCCCCUUGGCUACCAAGUCGCGCCUUACCUGUCGUCCCAACGGGGCACUUGGACAUCGGUUUCUAAAACUAAUAUCGACGAGCAACCUGUUGCCCAGUCCAGUUUACAACCGGGUUCGUUCUCGACCGACAACGUAAAAGAGGAGGCGUACUGUUGUUUGUAUCAGGCUGACAGUAGCAGCAGGGCUAACAACGACAGUGCAGAGUCGUCUACUUACAUCCGGCUUGGGGACAAAAGCAGCAGUCAGACGGAUCCAACCGCGCUCUCAGUAGCGUCCGAAUGUUACGGUGGAAUGAGACAGGUAUACCCCGGAGAAAGCACCGGACAGCAAGAGGAUCAGUUCGGCUUUGCUUCUUUGACCCAGGUGACGACAUCUGUUGAAUCACGGGGAGAAUUAACUGAUGAAAUGAACAAACCGAACCAGGAAACACUUAGCGAGGAAAUUAGUAUCGAAGAUGAAGAUCAGCGAAAGAGUAAGAAAGAUGAGGGUGGGAAGACAGACAGUUGUUCUGAUAACUCCGACAGCGAAUUGAAAGGUGAUUUUACGUUGGAGAAUGCUUCAGGAAACUGGUUGAAGGCCAAAAGUGGACGAAAGAAGAGAUGCCCGUAUACAAAGCAUCAGACACUGGAGCUGGAAAAAGAGUUCUUGUUCAACAUGUAUUUGUCUCGUGAGCGCCGCCUGGAGAUCAGUAAGAGUAUCGAUCUGACCGAUAGACAAGUCAAGAUCUGGUUCCAGAACCGAAGAAUGAAACUCAAGAAACUCAACAGAGAAUGUCGUGGUCGGGAUCAUUUUACGGCAGUCUAUAACUUCACCUGAUAUCAUAUUAAUUAUUACAACCC